This is a messenger RNA of Malaya genurostris, 1037 nucleotides long. RefSeq names its product 1,5-anhydro-D-fructose reductase-like. The transcript is spliced from 3 exons. Gene Ontology annotation, cellular component: cytosol. NCBI's taxonomy places the organism in Eukaryota, Metazoa, Arthropoda, Insecta, Diptera, Culicidae. Gene Ontology annotation, molecular function: aldose reductase (NADPH) activity. The record is from RefSeq and is a predicted model, not a curated record. The coding region runs from base 36 to 998 and encodes 320 amino acids.
UGCAGUUUUACUUGUUCUCCGGUAAUCUUCUGAGAAUGCCAUCCUUCGCGUCGACUGUCACGUUAAACAAUGGCCAAAAUAUGCCAAUUCUUGGCCUUGGUACUUGGUUAUCUCGCGAAGGCGAAGCAAUUGAAGCAGUCAAAGUAGCCAUCGACGCCGGUUACCGCCAUAUUGACACCGCCUACUUGUAUGGUAACGAAAAAGAGGUCGGCCAGGCUAUUCGUGAGAAAAUUGCAGAGGGUGUUAUCAAGCGAGAAGAUAUUUUCGUCACAACCAAGCUGUGGAAUAGUUAUCACGAUCCGAUAAAUGUUGAGGAAGCAUUUAAUCGUUCCCUGACCAAUUUGGACAUCGAUUACAUCGAUCUGUAUUUGAUGCAUUGGCCCAUGAGUUACAAGUUCGAUGCCUGGAAAACGAAUGAUCCAGAUGCUCCGACUGUUCCUGAAUUUACGGAAGUAGACUACGUAGAUACGUGGCGCGCCAUGGAAAAGCUAUUGAAUGGUGGGAAAGUUCGAAGUAUCGGUGUUUCGAAUUUCAACAGCGAACAAGUUGGCAGAAUAGUUAAAGAAUGCACUGUAAAACCGGUCACAAAUCAAGUAGAAUGCAACCCGGGCCUGAAUCAACGAAAAUUAAUUGAAUUCUGCAAAAACUUGGAUAUUACAAUCACCGCCUAUAGUCCUUUGGGGCGUCCAAAUUAUUACGAAAAAGAUCCUAAAAAUACUCCAAAACCUGCUUUAGAUGACGCACGGGUCGCUAAUAUAGCCAAAAAGUAUGGCAAAACUUCCGGCCAAAUUAUUCUGAGAUACUUGGUUGAUAUCGGGACGAUUCCGGUUCCAAAAUCGGCCAAUGAACAGCGUCUUCGUCAAAACAUUGACAUUUUCGAUUUCAAAUUGACCGAAGCAGAGAUAAAAGUGAUGGAUAAUUUUAACAACGGGAAACGCACCGUUCCCUUCGCCCAUCAUAUAAACCAUAAAUACUACCCGUUUUCCAUCGAGUACUGAAAACAUGUGAUAUGAAAAUAAAUAUUGAAUUGUAUUGCA